AUGUCUACCUUCGAAGAGAAGAAGAAUAUUGAAGUCGUUUCCGAAUACUUCUCCGAGUAUUGGGGCAAGGCCAACCCCGAAAUCGUUGAUAAGCUCUGCGACGAUGACUUCGUCAUCAACUAUCCGAUGCAUGGUCCACGAUAUGGAAAGGCCGCGGCCAAGCAAAUGCUCUCUGAAUUCAAGGAAGCCUUCCCUGACAUCUCGUUCCAUGCAUAUCAGCAUCCUCUAAUCGCGAGUGGUCCCUAUGUUGUUGGUCGCUGGAUUGGUGGUGGCACUCACACUGGUGUGGCCUUCAGCGACCUAGCCGUCGGUGCUCUCAAUGAGCACAACACCAGCAAGAAAAUUCAUUUUUCCGGCAUUACUAUUUUCACUCUAAAAGAUGGUCUCAUUGUGGACGAGACUGGCGAGGAGGGAGCGCUGACAGCCCUUCAGCAGCUUGGACUGGUUGCACCCCCCAACGCUGGAAAGGAGAUCAAGUACCUGCAUGGGUAA
Molecule: messenger RNA, 492 nt
Organism: Clonostachys rhizophaga
Lineage: Eukaryota; Fungi; Ascomycota; Sordariomycetes; Hypocreales; Bionectriaceae
Source: the annotation of a GenBank genome assembly